This is a messenger RNA of Ailuropoda melanoleuca (giant panda), 3540 nucleotides long. RefSeq names its product interferon induced protein with tetratricopeptide repeats 2 (gene IFIT2). Gene Ontology annotation, biological process: defense response to virus. Gene Ontology annotation, molecular function: protein binding. Gene Ontology annotation, cellular component: cytosol. The transcript has 3 exons. Lineage: Eukaryota; Metazoa; Chordata; Mammalia; Carnivora; Ursidae. The record is from RefSeq and is a predicted model, not a curated record. Bases 393 to 1817 code for a protein of 474 amino acids.
CCAGGAAAACAAGGCAAAGGAAGCAAGAAAUGCUUCGAUAUAUAGGUCUCCUUUGCAUCUCUUGGAGGCAGAGGAGGGAGAUUUCUGAAGAGCACGGUAGCCUGAGCGGAUGCCUUUCAGAACAGCUGAGAAGCGCUCCGCAAUCAUGAGUAAUGCCCUAAGACACUGGCGGCAGGAUCAGCUCUGAGCCUGGUGAGCGGUGUCACCGUGGCUUUCAUGCAGACAAGAAGCAGGGCAAAACACUACUGGGUGUCAACAGUUGGAACUUCUCGAGUCAUCAGAAGCAUAGGUCUCCAAAGUCUGAGUCCUGCAAGCAAGCGUCUGGAACCAGUUUUUGAUUUACUGGUGGAAACAAAAGCCCAUAAUCACAAAGUAAAAUUGGAUGCUUUUGAAUGGCUGCUCAAAGGGAUUUUACUGACAGCACCAGGACGGCCUUGGAGAGCUGCCUACGGCAACUGAAAUGCCAUUUCACCUGGAACUUGGUGGAGAGAGGGCAGUCCCUGGCCGAGUUUGAAGACGAGGUGUGUAACCCCGCGCAGUAUCAGAACCACGAAUUCAGAGCCACGGUGUUCAACCUGCGGGCCUACAUCGAGCACCGCAGAGGCCGCGGCGAGGCGGCGCUGGAGCACCUGCGGCGGGCGGAGGCGCUGAUCCAGCGGGAGCACGCCGAGCAGGCGGGAACCCGCAGUCUGGUCACCUGGGGUAACUACGCCUGGGUCUACUAUCACCUGGGCAGACUCGCAGACGCUCAGAGGUAUGUCGACAAGGUGAGACGCGUCUGCGAGAAGUUUCGCAGCCCCUACAGAAUGGAGAGUGCUGAGCUGGACUUCGAGGAGGGGUGGGCCCGGUUACAGUGUGGAGGGAGGCACAGCGAGAGGGCCAAGGUGUGCUUUGAGAAGGCUCUGGAAAAAGAGCCCAAGAACCCGGAGUUCGCCUCGGGACUGGCCGUCGCGAGCUACCGUCUGGACACCCGGCCGCAGCCUCAGAACCCCGUGGACCCGCUGCGGCGGGCCAUCCGGCUGAAUCCUGACAACCAGUAUGCCAAAGUCCUCUUGGCUCUGAAACUCCAGAAGCUGAAGGAGGAAGGGGAAGGAGACAGGCUGGUGGAGGAGGCGCUGAAGGGCGCGCCCUGUGCCUCAGAUGUGCUGUGCGGAGCAGCAGAACUGUAUCAGAGAAAGGGCGCGCUGGACAAAGCUGCAGAGCUGCUGACAAAGGCUCUGGAAGGCACGCCCAACGAUGCCUACCUGCACUGGAAUAUCGGCUGCCUCUACAGGACCAAAGUCUUCGAGAUGCUGCAGGACGUGGGCAAGAACGAGACCGGGAAAAGGGAGAGGCUGCAGGAAGCCAUAGGACAAGCUGUGCACCAUUUAAAGAGAGCGGAGGAGGCCGGUGUGAACCUGCCCUGUGUCUUCUCCUACCUGGCCUGCCUCUACGUGCAGGCAGGUCAGUAUGACGACGCGGAGCAUUACUUCCAGAAAGAAUUCAGCAAAGAGCUUUCUCCAGGGGCCAGACAAGUGCUCCAUCUCCGCUAUGGCAACUUCCAGCUGUACCAGCUGAAGAACGAAGACAAGGCCAUCCAUCAUUUCAUACAGGGCAUGAAAAUCGACCAGGAAUCAAAGGAGAAAGAAAAGAUGAAAAACAAGCUGCGAAAAAUUGCCUGUAUCAGGCUUUCUAAAAACGAAGGUGAUGCCAUGGCUUUGCACCUCUUGGCGUUUCUUCAGGAGCUGAGUGGAGACAUACGUCCAGCAGAGGACAACUCUGAGAGCCGUUUGGACUCUGGAAGCUUCCCCUACUCAGCAUCCUUCGCUGAGGAAUGAGGAAUCAGGAUAUGGUGCUGUGAGACGUUGGAGGGAAGGAAGCAGAAAGCCCUCCACCAAGUGGGUAUUCACGAUAUUGGACAACUGGUACGGCGGCAUAGCCGUGGCCUGAGCUGCUGGCCACGGGUCUGGACAAGGUUUGUGGAGGAACCUGGUGGACCGAGUGUUAACACACACAUUGCUCAGGGAGUUGUGAGACAGGGACUAGAUUGGAGGGGGGAGGGUCCUGGGGAUUGGUAAGGGAGCUGCUUCCCAACUGACCUCGUGAGAGCACUUUGCAUCGUGCCAUUCCUAGUCAUCCUCCGCGAGGUGAUGCCUUGGGUUUUUCUCUAGGUUUAUAUACAGCAGCCGGAUCCCUCACAUCUGUAACACUGUGGUCCGUUUUUGCAAUGUUUUUCCACCCUUGGAGUCAUUUUAGAUCUUGCACAGUUUGGCCCGGCAUAGACGCCGCAAAUGUGCUGUAUGCAACCAAAGGCCGAGGGACCAAAGCCUCCGUAGGGCUGGGUGUUUCCUCUCCCUCACUUCUGCCUCCUCCCCAGAUAGUCCUCAAUCUAGACUGUCCUACACAACCUGAGUUCAAUUAUCCCAUUAACUGGGGGUGGGAACAUAGUUUGAAAAAACGAGAGCAGAGAACAGGCUGAAUUUAGAAGAAACAUAUCCAAGACAAGCAAUGGGGUCAGGCCAUUAGGGUACAAGAGUUUCAGGAGGCACAUGGGGAGAUUUCACCUGCAUUCUGCCUGCCGUAUCAAGGCAUGUGAAGAAUAAAAAGGGGGGUUCUGUACAAUAUGCUAGAAAGCAAAAUAAUACAUUUCUUUAAAAGGUAUGGAAAAUAAAUGUCAUGCCCAUAGGGAACGGGAUUGAGUAGACAAAAGAGAGAAAGAGAGAAGAAUGCUGGUUUGUCAUUAUAGACUGUAAUCAUAUGGAGAAAAAAAUCGUAUUUUCUUGGCCACUGUAAGGAAAAUUUCCUUGUACGAUGAAGACUUGUUUUGUUCAAAAAUGCUUGCAUGAGCCCAGGCCCAAGGUAAUAGAAAAACAGCAGAACAGAAGGUUCAUAUGGACGCCAAGGACCUAGUGAAAGGUCUCGUGAAAUGACAUCAAUAACGGAGAGUUUUUUCCCCAAUUAGACGUGUUGUAUAUUAGGUGAUAUAAAACUUCUUUUCACCCUGAAAACCUUCAAGGAAACCACAGAAUUCAUGGUUUUCUUGGGGUGAUUGGGGUUUUCUAGGUAAAUACUGAAUGGCCCAUGACAUCAGGGUUAGUGUGAACCAAAACAGAGUCAGGUGACCCAGCAUGAAACAGAUCCUCAGUCAUCCUCUGGGUUGCAAAAUAUUUGCCUGUUUGGAUUAAUUUAAAUUUAAAUAGUGGUUACCAGGGGCUGGGGUUUGGGGAAGUGGGAGAGAUGUUGUUUAAAGGUACAAACUUAAAACUAGUAAAUAAGUAAAUCCUGGAGGUCUAAGGCAUAGUAUUGUGAAUAUAGACAACAAUAUCGUAUUACAAUCAUCAAACUUUCUGAGAGGCUAGAUCUUGAUUAUUCACACCACAGAAAAGAAAUGAUAAUUAUGUGACAUGAUAGAGGCAAUAACUAUUGCUACAUUAACUUUUGCUACAAUCGUAUGUAUCGAAUCAACCUUAAAUUUGCACAGAAUUAUAUGUGAAAUGUAGUUCAAUGAAUUUAAGUAUAUAUUAACAUUUUUAUUAAGCAACUAAAACAUUAUAUAAACUU